Dipodomys spectabilis (banner-tailed kangaroo rat) is the source of this 2179-nucleotide messenger RNA. RefSeq names its product solute carrier family 1 member 3 (gene Slc1a3). Gene Ontology annotation, cellular component: plasma membrane. The record is from RefSeq and is a predicted model, not a curated record. Lineage: Eukaryota; Metazoa; Chordata; Mammalia; Rodentia; Heteromyidae. The transcript is spliced from 10 exons. The coding region runs from base 218 to 1846 and encodes 542 amino acids. Gene Ontology annotation, biological process: D-aspartate import across plasma membrane; L-aspartate import across plasma membrane; L-glutamate import across plasma membrane. Gene Ontology annotation, molecular function: L-glutamate transmembrane transporter activity; neutral L-amino acid transmembrane transporter activity; glutamate:sodium symporter activity.
GCUGCCCCCGGCUCCCUCCGUCCUGUUUCUCCGUUGUACCUGCUGGGGAACUCACCUUGUCAUUGCUGAGUUAUCUUCCGUCCGUUUUUAAAAAACAUUGUUUGUUUGUUUUUCAGAAAAGUAGUGUUCUCUUAAUACCAAAAAGGAGGCUUGACUUCCCGGGACGAAUUCUGAGACACCCAAGUGCAAAGAAGUAAGACUUCCAGAAAAGUAAAACAUGACAAAAAGCAAUGGAGAAGAGCCCAGAGCAGGGGGCAGGAUGGAGAGAUUUCAGCAAGGAGUCCGUAAACGCACGCUUUUGGCCAAGAAGAAAGUGCAAAACAUCACCAAGGACGACAUUAAAAGUUACCUGAUUCGGAAUGCUUUCGUGCUGCUCACCGUCACCGCUGUCAUUGUGGGGACAAUCCUUGGAUUUAGCCUCCGGCCCUACAAAAUGAGUUACCGACAAGUCAAGUACUUCUCUUUUCCUGGGGAGCUUCUGAUGAGGAUGUUACAGAUGCUGGUCUUACCACUUAUCAUCUCCAGUCUUGUCACAGGAAUGGCGGCCCUAGAUAGGAAGGCAUCAGGGAAGAUGGGAAUGCGAGCUGUAGUCUAUUACAUGACUACCACCAUCAUUGCUGUGGUGAUUGGCAUAAUCAUUGUCAUCAUCAUCCAUCCUGGGAAGGGCACAAAGGAAAACAUGUACAGAGAAGGCAAAAUUGUACAAGUGACUGCUGCAGAUGCCUUCCUGGAUUUAAUCAGGAACAUGUUCCCUCCAAAUCUGGUGGAAGCCUGCUUUAAACAGUUUAAAACCAGCUAUGAGAAGAGAAGCUUUAAAGUGCCUAUUCAGUCCAAUGAAACACUCCUGAGUGCCGUGGUAAACAAUGUGUCAGAGGCCAUGGAAACUCUCACUCGUAUCAGGGAAGAGCUAGUCCCUGUUCCAGGAUCUGUGAAUGGAGUCAAUGCCCUGGGACUGGUUGUUUUUUCCAUGUGCUUUGGUUUCGUGAUUGGAAACAUGAAGGAACAGGGACAAGCCCUGAGAGACUUCUUUGAUUCACUUAAUGAAGCCAUCAUGAGAUUGGUUGCAGUGGUAAUGUGGUAUGCCCCUCUGGGCAUCCUCUUCCUGGUCGCAGGCAAAAUUGUUGAGAUGGAGGACAUGGGCGUGAUUGGGGGACAGCUUGCCAUGUACACGGUGACAGUCAUUAUUGGCCUGCUCAUUCACGCAGUCAUCGUCCUGCCACUCCUCUACUUUCUGGUAACCCGGAAGAACCCUUGGGUUUUCAUUGGAGGGUUGCUACAAGCACUCUUCACAGCGUUGGGAACCUCUUCAAGUUCUGCCACCCUACCCAUCACCUUCAAGUGCCUGGAAGAAAAUAAUGGUGUUGACAAACGCAUUACCAGAUUUGUCCUCCCUGUGGGUGCCACCAUUAACAUGGAUGGGACAGCGCUCUAUGAGGCACUGGCUGCCAUUUUCAUCGCUCAAGUUAACAACUUUGAACUGAACUUUGGACAGAUCAUUACCAUCAGUAUCACGGCCACGGCUGCCAGUAUCGGGGCAGCUGGGAUCCCUCAGGCAGGCCUUGUCACUAUGGUCAUCGUGCUGACAUCCGUGGGCCUGCCCACUGACGACAUCACACUCAUCAUCGCAGUCGACUGGUUCCUGGAUCGCCUCCGAACCACUACCAAUGUGCUGGGUGACUCCCUUGGAGCCGGGAUUGUAGAGCACUUGUCAAGACACGAACUGAAGAACCGAGAUGCAGAAAUGGGUAACUCGGUAAUUGAAGAGAAUGAGAUGAAGAAACCAUAUCAGCUGAUUGCCCAGGACAACGAACCUGAGAAACCCAUUGACAGUGAAACCAAGAUGUAAACUGACAUGGAGAAAGGCUUCCUUGAGCACCAGGUGUUGGGGAAAAGAAAUCAUUGUAAAAUGUGUGCAUCUCGUUCUGCUCAUUCCUCCAGAGAGCCCUGCCUUCCUUCUUCCUCCCUACUCUGCUAGGAUUCAUCCAACACACAAGGGAGGACUUUACCUCAGCCAUACAUUGGACAUGUUAAAGAUCAUUUCGUAUUCAUCUUACCCAAGGUACUAGGAUCAAAUCUUGAUCAAAUCUUACCCAGUUGAUUUGGCAUGAGAUCCUAUAAUACAAUUGCCUUCUAAGUUAAAGAAACAAAUACUAGGCCCAUUUUUUUAAAAAUUAACUUU